Messenger RNA from Colletotrichum karsti, 1125 nucleotides. RefSeq names its product SWIRM domain-containing protein. Bases 1 to 1125 code for a protein of 374 amino acids. NCBI's taxonomy places the organism in Eukaryota, Fungi, Ascomycota, Sordariomycetes, Glomerellales, Glomerellaceae. The record is from RefSeq and is a predicted model, not a curated record. Gene Ontology annotation, biological process: regulation of transcription by RNA polymerase II; chromatin remodeling. Gene Ontology annotation, molecular function: protein binding; transcription coactivator activity; chromatin binding. Gene Ontology annotation, cellular component: SAGA-type complex; nucleus. The transcript has a single exon.
AUGGCUCGCGACGCUUCGAAAAAGGCAUUUGAUAUCAGCAGCCUCAUGUCACCUCCCGAACCCGUUCCUUUCGACAGCUUCAGCUCAGGCCAACACAAUGCGUCGUCCGUCUCUGGUGCCCACAGGGGUCAUGAGGCGACCAAGCCCAGUAUGCCCAUGUCACCUCCUGUCUCGCCCUAUAUCGCCGAGUCCGCCAACCCUCCUGUGCCCGACACUCCUGCGAGCAUGAGCAUGGCCAAGGACCCGAUCUUGUAUCCUCGCGACGACACGGCCUCGAGCCCGACCCAGCCACCGCUGUUCCCCACCACCGAGACAAUUGAGCAUCGGCGCAUCGUCGACGAGCAUAUCGGUGCGCGGCCUCCAGGUCUAUUUCGCGAAGGAUCUCCUCCGCAAAGAGAAGAUUAUGAGCUAGCCCUUCAACUCCAGUCUCACGUCAUGAAACUUUUCGAGGGCAACAGGAAGUCGUGGUUCGAGAAGGAACGCGAUCAAGUCAGGGCUGAUCGAAAGUUGAACAGCGCCCGUUGGAACAGUAUCGUGCGAUACCAAAACAUUGCCCCCGCCAAGUCUGCGCCGACCAAGAGUUCGAAGCCCGUCUCAGCCAGGCCAAAGGCUACCUCGUCUGCCAACCCCAAGGCCGAUAGAGUCGCCAAGCCUUCUCAGGCCCCUCGGCCUGUGCGCACCAGCCCUCCCACGAGGCAUGUUCGUCGUGUCAGUGCCACCCCGGAUCCUGCUCGUCGCGUUGUCGCACCCAACAGAGAGGAUCGCGAUUUUGGCGCACUACCUGAAUACUGCCCGCCGGCAUCUUCUCUUCCCGACAAGCCCAACUGCUUGAAGGUUGACUGGAAGGGCGCCCCCAUCGAUCUUAGCGACGACCCAAAUAUCAGCCUGCUUCAUCCCGACGAGGUCAGCCUAGCAGCGAAUCUCCGCCUCGACUGCGCCACCUAUCUCACCAGCAAGCGUCGCAUCUUCGUCCGGCGGCUGGAGUGUGCUAGGGUGGGCAAGGAGUUUCGCAAAACGGAUGCUCAGCAAGCUUGCAAGAUCGAUGUGAACAAGGCAUCGAAGCUCUGGACUGCCUUCGACAAAGUUGGCUGGCUGGAUCUGAAGUGGAUGAGUCGAUUCAUCUGA